AUGGGACAUGAGGAGCAUGGAGGGACUUGGCACAUGGAAGCAGCUCAACUGGAUACGCAAAGGAAGAAGGGAGAAGCCAUCUUGAAGACCAGCUCGACCGUCUACUCGACCAACCGGUCGAGUUCCUCAACUCGACCGGCCAAGCUUCAACUCGAUCGAGCUGGAAGUCAAAGUCAAACCCGAAAAAUAGGGGAAUGGAAACCCUUUGGGAAUGGACUCGGUCGAGCUAGGCAAACUCGACCGAUUGGUCAAGGAGAUGCUCCAAACCGCCACCAACAGAGACAAGGGAUUGUUCCACCACCAGUGCAGAACCACAACUUUGAGAUCAAGCUGGGAAUGAUCAACCUUGUCCAGAACAAGAUGUUCCAUGGAUUGCCAAGUGAAGACCCCAUUGACCACCUUGAUGAGUUUGAUAGGCUUUGUGAUUUGACAAAGAUCAAUGGUGUCUCUGAAGAUGCCAUCAAGCUGAGACUCUUUCCUAUGUCUCUAGCUGACAAAGCUCACCAAUGGGAGAAGAGCUUGCCCCAUGGCACAAUCACCACUUGGGAUGAAUGCAAGAAGGCCUUUCUUGCUAAGUUUUUCUCCACCGGUCGCACAGCCAAGCUUAGAGGAGAGAUAUCCAGCUUCAUCCAGCGAAACAAUGAGACAUUCGCAGAGGCUUGGGAGAGGUUCAAAGGCUACACAAGUCAGUGCCCACACCAUGGAUUCAACAAUGAAUCACUACUCUCCACUCUUUAUAGAGGAUGCUUGCCUAGAAUGCUAUGGAGAGCAUAUGAAAGUACAGACUGGAGCUCGACCGCGCACUCGAUCGAGCUGGACGCUCAGAUGAGAAAAGACAUGCUUGCACUCAACUCGAAGUUGGACAAACUGAUCCUAGCCCAAUUCCCUGCCAAGCAUGUCAACUAUGUCUCAGAACAAACCUUAGUCAAGGACCAGGAAGGGGAGGAGACAACACAAGAAGUUUGCUACAUUCAAAAUAGACAAGGAAGCUAUAGGAAUCCUCAACAAGGGAGAUACAACAAUUAUCAAGCCCCCUGGCCGCACCAACAACAAAGUGUUCCACAAGGCUUCAACACAAGGACUACUCAUACCCAACCAACUCAAGAUUGGGAUAUGAAGGAAAUGCUCCAACAACUUUUACAAGGGCAAGCCAAAGGUUCUCUGGAAAUGAACAACAAGCUGGUUGAGAUACACUCUAAACUAGAGUCAUUGACUUCAAGAGUCCAAAUCAUUGAGUCUUCAAGUGCAUCAUCCUCUUCACCACAAGAGUAUGCCCAAGCAGUUACACUAAGAAGUGGGAGGCAAUUCCCGAGUAGAGGUAGCCCACCCCAAAUCGCUGUGGACAUCGAUGACGAGGAAGGGGAGGAUUUAGUCGACUAUGCUGAUAACUCGACCCCGAACUCGAUCGAGCUGGAACAAAACCCUGAACCAGAACUCGAUCGAGCUGGAGAAACUGAGACACUGCAAGACAAACCAGAGCUCGAUCGAGCUCAGAAGAGAACAGACAAAGCAAACUCCAGCCAACCAGCUAAACCUGUUGCAAAGAAGAAAGACACUCCAGCAGGACCACCACCAUACAAGCCCCCUCUGCCCUUUCCAGGAAGGUUCAAGAAACAACUGUUGGAAGCACACAAGGCCAAGUUUGAUGAACUAAUGAGACAGCUUGAGUUGAAGUUGCCCUUCAUCGACGCCUUGAUGCUCAUUCCACCUUAUCAGAAAUUUCUGAAGGAUGCUGUUCAGCAAAGAACCAGGGAAGCACAAGGGAUGGUAGUGUUGACUCGCGAGUGCAGUGCAAUCAUUCAGCGGAAGGUCAUCUCCGACAAAAAGGAAGAUCCGGGGAGUUUCACUUUGCCCUGCAUGUUGGGACCCCUAUCUUUCAAAAACAGCUCUGCGAUCUAG
This is a messenger RNA of Microthlaspi erraticum, 1899 nucleotides long. The record is from the annotation of a GenBank genome assembly. Lineage: Eukaryota; Viridiplantae; Streptophyta; Magnoliopsida; Brassicales; Brassicaceae.